ACUUCGCAGACUUCCAUACUUACAUCAUGGAGUCUCACGCCGGCCCUUCUCCUGAGUUUUCUUUCGCGGUGGUGCCGCAAGGCAAGGGCAAGACAUUGCUGCAUAAGCCCACGGCGAUUACCUCUGUAGUGCUGUGCGAGAGCAACACUAGGAGAGGAUCUAGGAGCCGUAAGGCCGCGCGGCCAGCUCCUUUUGCAAGCUGCACAAUGAGCCUCAACGCCAACGCUGCGCCCUCUGGCCCCGCCAAGGUGCCGCUGUUCAUGUUGGCGUCGGCUGCGGAGACGUCUGCCUCCGCCCCGCCGCCUGGCACGCCCAUGUGGCGCCUUGCGGCGGCCAACCUGGCGGCUGGCGCCACCGCCGGCUGCGCCGUGGAGCUGGCUCUCUACCCCAUCGACACCAUCAAGACGCGCCUGCAGGCGAUGAUUGGCGGCGGCGGCCUGAAGGCACUGCUGCAGUCGGGCGGUGGCAAGGGGCUGUACGCGGGCGUGUGGGGCAACCUGGCGGGAGUGGCGCCCGCCUCGGCUAUCUUCAUGGCCUUCUACGAGCCCACCAAGCAGGCCGUGCAGGCUGAGGUGUCUGCUGACAAGCAGUACCUGGGCCCGGUGGUGGCGGGUAUGGUGGCGGGCACCGCCUCCUCGCUCAUCCGUGUGCCCACCGAGGUGGUCAAGCAGCGGCUGCAGACCGGCGAGUUCAAGGGGGCCAUCACCGCGAUCCGCACCAUCCUGGGUCGCGAGGGCCUCCGCGGCAUGUACGCCGGCUACGGCGCCUUCAUGCUGCGCGACCUGCCCUUUGACGCCAUCGAGUUCGUGGCGUACGAGCAGAUCAAGAAGGCGUACGGCGCCAGUGUGGGCCGCGAGCUCAACCCCGGCGAGACGUCGCUCAUCGGCGCCUUCGCGGGCGGCUUCACGGGCGUCAUCACCACGCCUCUGGAUGUGCUCAAGACGCGGCUGAUGACGCAGGGCGCCAGCGGCCGCUACAAGAACCUGUUCGACGCCACCGUCACCAUCGCACGCACCGAGGGCAUGGGAGCCUUCAUGUCGGGCUGGCAGCCGCGCCUGAUCUGGAUCUCGUUGGGAGGCUUUGUGUUCUUCCCCGUGCUGGAGGCAGCCAAGAAGUUCUAUGCGCCGAAGUAGAAGGCGCUAAGGGCUAAGGGCUAAGGCUUGGAAGGCGUUCGCGGGAUGAAAGUUUGUGAAACGCAUGGAGAGCGUGUGCGUGUGAUUGUUUCGACGUCUGCUGUGAACGAAGUGAGUGGCUUGGUGGAAGGCAGGUGUUUUCUGUGGGAAGGGGCGCUCGGACUCGGAGGCCGUUUGAUGCGGCUUGAUUUUGCGGCGUGCGGCUUGUGUGCGCUAGGGCGCGGGUUAUGGGGAUUUCUCGAUGCGGCAUGGAUGUUGCUUGACCAUGACUCUAUGAGACAGGACUGGACUGAAAUUCGACACGUGUGUUCGAGUGUUUGUUUGUGGCUUUGGCGUAGUACGGCCGAGCCUGGCUUGGUAAUGACCGGCCGGAUGCACCGGAGACGAGUUUGGGGUGUGUGUCUGUGGGGGGUGCUGGGCGCAGCGGAGAAGAACACCUGGGGAGGGGGUGCGGGGACAUUGCUAUCUGCAACAGUGCCACGUUGCCGGGUGCGCCCGGGUGCGUACACCAAAUCAGUAAAUGCCCAAGGCCCCGGUUUGCCGCGGUCACGGCACAUGUACAACUACAUA
Chlamydomonas reinhardtii is the source of this 1703-nucleotide messenger RNA. RefSeq lists its product as uncharacterized. Bases 207 to 1133 code for a protein of 308 amino acids. Gene Ontology annotation, biological process: transmembrane transport. The transcript is spliced from 8 exons. Gene Ontology annotation, molecular function: S-adenosyl-L-methionine transmembrane transporter activity. The record is from RefSeq and is a predicted model, not a curated record. NCBI's taxonomy places the organism in Eukaryota, Viridiplantae, Chlorophyta, Chlorophyceae, Chlamydomonadales, Chlamydomonadaceae. Gene Ontology annotation, cellular component: mitochondrial inner membrane.